Fusarium tjaetaba is the source of this 1086-nucleotide messenger RNA. RefSeq names its product homoserine o-acetyltransferase. The record is from RefSeq and is a predicted model, not a curated record. Lineage: Eukaryota; Fungi; Ascomycota; Sordariomycetes; Hypocreales; Nectriaceae. The transcript has a single exon. Bases 1 to 1086 code for a protein of 361 amino acids. Gene Ontology annotation, biological process: L-homoserine metabolic process. Gene Ontology annotation, molecular function: homoserine O-acetyltransferase activity.
AUGAAAUCUUGGACCAGAGCAAUUCUCUCUCUGGGACUCUUCUCAACCGUCAUAGGCGCGAAGCCAUCGUGGCCAAAUCCCACUAGCGGAAGCUUCACCAUAGAAGACUUCGCCUUUGACUCUGGCGAGAUCGUCGACUCCCUCAACAUCAGCUAUCAGACCCUCGGCAAGCUCAAAGUCAAUCCGGACGGAUCCAACAACGCAGUUGUUCUCCUUCAUGGUACUACCGGCUCCAGCGCUCAGUUCCUUGUCGAAGAGUUCGCUGGUGCUCUCUUCAACCCAGGCCAACCUCUCGACGCCAAUGAGUACUUCAUCAUCAUGCGCGAUGCGAUCGGCCACGGCAACUCAAGCAAGCCUAGCAACACCGGUCUUCGCGCCUCGUUUCCGAAGUAUCAGUAUCCCGACAUGAUCCGCGCCGACCAUGCUCUCUUAACUGAGCACUUCAAACUCAACCGAUCCCGUCUGACACUUGGUGUCUCCAUGGGCGGCAUGCAUACUUGGAUGAUGGGUGGAGAGUAUCCGGGUUUUUCGGAUGCUUUGAUGCCUAUCUCUUCCUCUCCAGUUGAGAUAGCCGGACAUAAUCGUCUUUUUCGGAAGUUCAUCACUGAGCUUGUCACCAUUGAUCCAGCGUGGAAAAACGGUAAUUAUGAGAAGCAGCCAGCUGCUGGCCUUGGUGGUGCACUGAUGAUUCAGCUUGUGCUGCUUUCAUCACCUUCAUACUGGCAGCGAGCAUUCCCGACCCGUGAAGCCAUAGAUAAGUAUGUUGAUGAACAGAUCAUUCCUCGGCUUGAAGACUUCGAUGCCAAUGAUCAACUCUAUGCUUGGAACGCAUCUCAAACCUAUAAUUCCAAAGCUGGUCUUAAGAAUAUUCGGGUUCCUUUGACUGCCGUUAAUACUGCGGAUGACUUGCUGAACCCAAUCGAACUCGGAUUCUUGGAGGAUGGUGUCACGAACGACAUGACGCCUGGAUAUGGCCGUGCAGUCACCGUUCCCGCAAGCAACGAGACUACUGGCCACGAUAGCUACAUCAUGGCUGACCUUUGGAAGAGCGAACUCGAGAAGCUUCUGGCCCGGUCGAGCUCGUAA